Messenger RNA from Schistocerca piceifrons (Central American locust), 657 nucleotides. RefSeq lists its product as uncharacterized. The transcript has 3 exons. The coding region runs from base 1 to 657 and encodes 218 amino acids. NCBI's taxonomy places the organism in Eukaryota, Metazoa, Arthropoda, Insecta, Orthoptera, Acrididae. The record is from RefSeq and is a predicted model, not a curated record.
AUGCCACUGGAGGGGCCAGAGGUGCUUCCACUGGUGCUGCUCGGCCUGCGAGUCACGCCGAAGGAGGAGAUCGGCGCGUCACCUGCCGACCUCGUUUACGGGCAAUCUCUGACAAUCCUGGGCGAUUUUGUCGAAGAUGUAAGACUCCCACGUGACACCGUGGCACCCACUCUGGCAGAACGUCUGCGCACUCACAUGGCCAGCCUCCAAGCGCACGCACCGAUGUGCCACGGCACUGGGAAAAUUUUCGUCCACACCGACCUGCAGCGCUGCACGCACCGACGCACCACGCAUUUCUUCGACCCGGCAGAAGAUCUGAUCACGGACGACACUCCCUCUGCCAGCGGUCAGACGGAACCCGCACCCGGAGCCGCCGGUGACGCACAGCUGCAGCCUGGUGUCAUCGCGCCGCCAUGUGCAUGUCCCACCACCACCACAGGCGCACCGGUCACCCCCACUGCAGCCACCAGCGGACUACGUCAUGCGCGCCAGCCGCCGCAUCUGAUUCAAAUGGCCGUGCUGCAUUGCCAGCGCACCAUGACACUCAAACCGGCAAUCACGUGCCCGAGCCGCCGAACGCCGUCAGAAUCCGGCGCCCACGAGCCGCCGUCUGCUGUAGAGACCCGGCCUCCAGCUGCAAGUGCCUUCGGCCGGUGA